AUGAUGAAACUCUCAGCUCAGGCUCUCUUAUUCUUGUGCCUUUCUGCUGUCAAUACCCGAGCAGCUCCCUCGUCGCCGCAGGAUAAUAAUCAGACAUCAUACGGAUCAGAUACGCCUCCCAAGAUCACAGCACAGACGCGUGAGAACGAAGCCAACUACACUGCUCCCUACUUCCCUCUGCUUGGAUUCACCCAAUAUGAGCACAAUCCGAUCCUUUCGCCCAACCCCGCUAACGCCUGGGAGUCCGCCUACCUGUACAACCCCAGCGCCAUUGUCCUAGACGACAAGGUCUUCCUUCUCUAUCGCGCACAGGACGAGGAGAAAACGUCCAGCAUCGGGCUCGCCUGGUCUGAGGACGGCUACAACUUCACCCGGUAUAACAAACCGGUCGUCUCAGCCACGGAAUGGUACGAACACAUCGGUGGCUGCGAGGACCCUCGUGUCGUUCGCGUCAACGGUACAUUCUACCUCACGUAUACGGGGUAUGACAACGUCACCGCGCGGCUGUGUCUCGCUACUUCAACCGAUCUGGUGAACUGGAAGAAGUACGGACCAAUACUUCCCGACUACGAGAGUGUGGUUUACGACUGGAGAGACCCCAAGGCUUAUUUUGGCCUCAAUAAGAAGGGCUGGACCAAGAGCGGAGCCAUCAUCCCUGAGCGUCAGCCAGAUGGGUACUACUACAUGCAGUUCGGAGAUACUUAUCUUUAUACAGCCAACUCGACAGAUCUGAUUCACUGGAACGUGUCUGGAGAUGGAGUGCCGUUUGCCCCGCCCCUGAAUGUUUGGGAGCAGGGACUGAUGGAGUCGGGCCCUCCGCCAGUCAAGACCCGGGAUGGGAAAUGGUUGAAGGUUUACAACGGCAUGGCAACGGGCUUAGGCGGAUACACAGCCACUCAAUAUAGUACUGGACAGUUGCUCAUUGAUCCGGCCAAUGCUCCGCUGGGGCCUCCACUGGCUCGUAUCGAAACGCCGAUUUUGCAGCCAACCACGGCAACGGAAAUUCAAGGGCAGGUCGACAACGUGGUAUUUAGUGAGGGCCUGGUUCAGUUCAAGGGGAAAUGGCUGCUUUACUUUGGAGCAGGUGAUGCUUUUCUUUCUGUUGCGCAUGCUCCUGUUCAGCAAUAG
This is a messenger RNA of Aspergillus thermomutatus, 1128 nucleotides long. RefSeq names its product glycoside hydrolase family 130 protein. The coding region runs from base 1 to 1128 and encodes 375 amino acids. NCBI's taxonomy places the organism in Eukaryota, Fungi, Ascomycota, Eurotiomycetes, Eurotiales, Aspergillaceae. The transcript has a single exon. The record is from RefSeq and is a predicted model, not a curated record.